Messenger RNA from Hydatigera taeniaeformis, 711 nucleotides. Lineage: Eukaryota; Metazoa; Platyhelminthes; Cestoda; Cyclophyllidea; Taeniidae. The record is from the annotation of a GenBank genome assembly.
AUGGACGAUGAUGAUGCUGAUGCUGACGAUGAUGUCGAAGGCGAGGAGACCAAACGUGAGACUGGAGAGGGACAAUCAAAUGUGGCGCCCAAAUGGCAGUCGGUAAUUCAAGAGAAGCGAAGGAUCACUCUGGAACGUGUAAAUGGAUGCGGCGAUGCGCUCGUAGCUAAGUCGAAGGUGGUGGAUGAGGUGGGACAAAUCGAAAAUGAGCAUGAAGAGGAGGAUGCGGAGGGAGAAGAGGAGGGGGAGAUGAAGUCGAAUUCAGCUAAUCGUAUGGAUAAGAAAAAGAAUGUUACUACUCUCUUCUCUCGUCUCGGAAUCCGUGGCACCAAGCAGCAGAAGCAACAACAACGCCCAGUAAUUGUGACUCCGUGGCGUUCUGAACCGUCGGACGACAAUCCCGCUUCCUCAUCCUCAACUGUUGCUUUGGCCACUUCUAGUAGCCUCACUGCCUCACCUCCGUCGAGGGAGAAAAACAAUCCUCUGCAGAUGUGGCCAUCAAUCGCUAGUCUGCAUUGCAUCGGUUGGGCCAAGGUUACAUCAAGCUACACGCCUCAAAAAUCCGGCGAACUGGCAUUGCUGGAAGGUGAUUUAUUUGCUUGUUUGAUGACUUUGAAAUGGCUUUGGAGGUUUGAAGGUGUUCCAUUGUACGAUGCUCGGCUGCGAAGGCUGCUGUCCACACCUUACCUGAUGUCUCGGUACGAUGUCUAG